CUAUGCCAUGUGGUGAGCACAUGCAAUGGAAUGGAUGGAUGCUAUCUGCCCGUCCCCCUGUCCGACAGGCUCUGUCUGUGCCUCGCUAUCGCCGAAGCGUGGGGCGUCGGCGUCAUCGCCUCGCCACCACCACCACCACCGACCUCAUCCCCGCCACUUCCACGUGCACCCCGGCCCCCGCCCCCGUCACCGUCACCGUCCAUGGCCGAUAGCUGCAGGGUGGUCUCGAUUGUCCUCCGCUCCUCCUCCUCCCUCUCGGCCGUCUCCAUCGACAGCUGCAGCGCGUCCUGGAGGAUGCGGUCGCUGUCGCUGUCAGAUGUGGAGUCGCCCAGGCCCUGCCACUCCGAUUGCCGUGGCGGAAUGUGCAGACAGUCGAUUGGCUGUGCCCCGGCGCUGCGUGACCGCCUUCUCCUCUGCUGAUGGUGUGGCUGCUGGUUGUGGUGCUGCUGGUGGCCGUUGGAUGGCUCGCGCGUCCGUCUGUGUGGGUGGGGGUGGGGGUCGCUCGACUGUGACCGUCUUGGCCUCCCCCUCUGGUGGUCGGUGUUACAGCGGCCGGUGGUCAGCGUCACUCUCGACCGCUCGUGUGGGGGGACGGGGGGCGGCAGCGGCACCACAAUCGGCUCCAGAGCCCUCUCGGGCCGUGUGUGUCGCCUGUCGCGCCUCAUGUGCUGCAGCUGCUGCUGGUGCAGUGCGAGAGACGCACGGAUGGCCACGCGGAGCUCCUCCUCUUCACGCCUGCGCGCCGCCUCGCUCCGUGAGUUGCGCCGGGAGUUGCGGGCAGACCCACCGGCCGAUGAUGCGGACGUGCCUGACCGGCCGCCGCCUCUGCUCGUCCGCCGCUGUGUGUCGCCACCCACGGCCGACCGAGCCGCUGACGCACGGACCUUCUUGGGUCUGUGAAGAAUGGCAACACAGAGGUGUGUGUUGCGUGUGUGCGUGUCUUGGCUUCUUCUUCGGCUGCUCACCUCAGGCAGCAGAAUAGGAAAGAUGAGAGGCAGGAGAGGAGGAGCAAGCCAAUGGCGCCCAGCAGGCCGACCAGCACUGAGGCUGACCAUAGCAGGCACAGACACACAGAUAGCAGCAGGAGGCAUGAGAAUGACGGCGCCUUAUGUGUGUGUGUGUGAAGGCAUACAGGGUAUGGCGUCUCUGAUGGGCUUGGGCACCCAGCUGAUGAUCUUCUCCACCAAACCCAGCUCUGGACAUUGGCCACAAACACAUCAGACGUAUGCCAGAGGCUCCACACAUCUGAUGUGCACGUGUGUGUGUGUCUGCCCGACCUUCCUCCUCCGUCAGCCCUUCCAGCUUGUAAUCCUCUGUGCGAACAAACCACACACGAACACGCAAAAGACGAGACCGUGAGACCCCCUCAGCCCUUCUGUGUGCCCCACCCUCUCUCUGUGCCCUCACUCACCAAUGUGUGCCACCUCGGCAUAGUCACCAAAGUUGCCCUGCCUGAGUGAGCUGCUGGGGUUGCGCAGCUCCUGCUGCAGCACCACUAUGGCCUCGGCCGCACUCGGCUCCGUCUGCCUGAGCGUCUUGUCCUUGGAGGGCACCACCCUGAAGUGGAUCUUGAGGGGCGUGCUGUCCGUGUCGACGCUGAUGUCCUUGAUGCGGCCGUGGGAGAUGCCCAGGGCGCGGGCGACGGACGCGUGGAAGAGCUCCUGGAAGGCCUCGAUGGACCCCAGCUUGGACUUGAUCUUCUCGACGUCCAUCAGCACUGACAUGGUGGCCUGACGGGCGGGCAGGGGAAGGAAAGAAACAAUGGAGACGUGUGAGUGUUUGUUGUGUAUGAAGUUGCUGCUGUUGCUUCAGUGUGGGCGUAUUACCACGACGAUGGGCUGCCCCUGCACACAAGUGCGGCCGUCGCCCACGUAGCCCUUGAUGCAGGCGCAGAAGUAACCACCCUGAUCACACACGCACACACACACACACACAGAGAGAGAGAGAGAGAGAGCGCUAUCCAUACGUGUCGCGUGUCUCAUCCACCCACUCAUCCACAAAACCUGUGUUGUGUGUACCUGUGUGUUGAUGCACUUGGUGUUCUGCCCGCACGCCGCCAGGCCGGAUGAGCACUCAUCGACGUCCUCGCAGAGGCCCCCGUUGACCACAUAGCCCUCCGCACACCCGCAGUCAUAUCCCCCCUCCGUGUUGACGCACGACACACCAGAAGGGCACAGCUCGCUCGGCUGGUCGCUCGCGCGGUCCGCCUCGCACUCAUCGAUGUCGCGACACACCUCAAAGCCAUCGCCCUCAUAGCCCGCGGGGCACUCGCAGGUGUAAGACCCCUCCGUGUUGGUGCACACGGCCUUCUCGUGACACACGCCUUCGGUGCCUUUCCUCUCGCCCACCGAGAGCACCAUGGCGAUGCUGCCGUUGCCGCUGCCUGGCGGACGGGAUGGCCGGCCGGAGCCUGACGACCACCCGCGGCACUCGUUGACAUCCUGGCAGUGCUGCCCGUCGCCCUUGAAGCCCGCGGGGCAGCUGCAUGUGAAGGGCGGCCCCUCGCUGCCGGCGACCGGGCGGCAGUCGGCGUUGGGGUGGCAUGUGUCGCAUGAGUCCACCUCGGUGGACGACUGCAGGGACAGGUUCGUGCCGUCGAUGCCCGACGUGCCGAAGCAAUCGCCGCCGUCAAAGUCAUACCUGCACACACAGACAAAGAAAGGGACAGAAUAAUGAGACAAGGGUAGGGUGCUUUCUCGUCCAUGGUGCUGUCUGUGUCAGUCAGGUCAGGGCCUGCCCGACUCACUUGGUGGUGUUGCAGACUUGGUCGCACACAUCGUCCCCGAUCCACUCCAUCGAGCAGUGCGGCCCGUGGCUGUCAUCGCUGUCGCCUGCCUCCCCGUCCUCACCCGAUGAGGGCGACGGCGGCGUCCGCAGCUUCACCUCAGCCAGGUGCACCUGGUGCUUGUCAAACGCAUCUUGAGCGAAGAAACCCAGGAAGGCCUUGGAAGGGAACACCCCCGAGGCGCGCAUGUCCUCGCUGGUGGCGGCCGCGGCCUCCUCCUUGCUGCGGAGCGGCACUGGGCGGAUUGUAAGCUCGCCAACGGUGUCUGGCUCGCCCCACAGGAAGAGCUCCUCGCUCAGGUCAGGCUGCAGCAGAAAGUCGGUGGCAUUGGUGGGCAGUGAGUAGAGAAUGGGUCUUAGGAUGCCGCCCUGCUGGAAGGAGAGCUCGCCGAGCACGUCGUUCUCGCUGACGAACAGUGUCUUGGUGGUCUGGCCGUUGGUGCGGUCGUAGGUGAGCUCCAAGAAGGCCUCCAGGAAGUGACCGUCGCGGAGGUCACGGGGAGUGCGGUAGUACUUGAAGGGAAUGCUCACGUACUCCUUCUGCACACCCACACGCACAGACGACACACACACGGUCAGCCCAGCACAUCGAUAAGUCACUCGUGCGGUCCGUCUGUGUGACCUUGGUGUUGGAGGCCUCUCUCUGCUUCUCGGUGGCGAACAGCCAUGAGCGGUGUACGAGUUGGUCCUGGCCGUCGACAGCAGGUGGAGCGGGUCUGGGGUCCUUGCUGUCCUGUGCCAGGUGGUGCUGGCUCAUCUGCCACACCUCGCCGCGCCACCAGCCCGUCAGCUCGGUGCCGCGGCCACCCGCCAGCUCACUCUGGAGGGUCUCGCCCACACUCGCCACAAACACGCGGUCGCUGCCCGCCUUCAUCAGCGGACCUGGUGGGUCAAGGAAUGAUUCGAAUCAACAGGACGGGCAGUGUGUAUCGUUCGCCUCUUCUGCUCGUCUGGUCUGGUCACCUUUGAAUACGAGAGAGAAGACGACAGUGGAAGGCACUCGUGCGUGUAAGUAGUAGAUAUGUUGGGAGGCGUCGUACAUGAGCCGCCCGUCGUGGACGCCGAAGUCCUGAUCCCGGUCGACGAGGGUGGCCGUGGUAUCCUGUGUGACGGAGUUGGAUGGCCCCGCCCAGCAGACGGAGCCCUCCUCGCUGUUGACGACGCUCUUGACGAACGACGAGUAGGUGGUGCGGAUCUGGCGGAAGAACUCCUGCUGCCAGAUGUAACCCACCACGGGCUGGUCACACGUCACCUAAACACCACACACCCAUGCAUACACAACGAAGUCACUUCCCCUCCUCUCCCCUCUGUCUGUCUUUGUCUCACUCUCACCUGUAGGUUCGAGUCCGGGAAGAAUAUGUUGACUCCCGUGAAUCGCGCGUAGGGCUCCUUAUCGACCUCGAGCAGCACCAUCUGUGAGUAGAACCGCCGCACCUCCACCACCUGCCGCUGCAGCGUCUCGUCAACCUGGUUCAGCUGCAGAGCCGACCCGAGCUUGUCCAGGAAGUCGCCCAGGUCGAUGCAGCCACACAAGCCGAUCAUACGACAGCCGGGGAGGGAGUAGGCCUGGCUGGCGGCCUUCUGGACCAGCACGCUGACGCCCUUGCCGCCGCAUGAGUAGAGCGACUCGAGAAGGGUCUCAAACUGCUUCUUGAAGAUGUUGAAGUCGCGGAUGGCGAUCAGCGACAUGGUCAACGGGUGGCUGCGCACAUGGCUCUGUGUAGAGCAAAUAAGGGACAGGGAGAGGCGGGAUGACGACACGACAUGCAUCCAUUCUCGCAGACUUGUGUGCCACCCAUCGCAUCUCACCUCAUAGCCUUGCAGGAGGCUCUCGCCGUAUUCGUAAGCCGUGGCAGCCCGCAGACCGUCAGCCGCACGAACAGUAGGGCGCAGGUACCUGACAACACCCACACAUACGCACACACAAGCCGUGCCUGCCUGUCUGUCUGUCUGUCUGUGGGCGGUUUCUUCGGUUCUCCCCCCUACGUACCUCCAGUUCCAUCCGUGUCCUGGUUCGUUCUCCUCGCUGGCCAUGAAGUAGUGCGUGAAGGGCCCCAGGCUCUCUAUCACAUUGUACGACGACAUCAGACACGCAUCGAAGCCCAGAAAGGCAAACUUCAAGGGCAGCGCCCCGUUGCCCUGCCCCGUCUGCUGCGCCUUGUGCACUUCGGUCGCCGUCAGGCCGUCACGCACGCCCUUCACAAUCGACUGCAGCGACAUGGACCGCCCGUCGCGGUUGCCGUCGUCCUCGCCGAACCCCGCCCACGCCGAGCCAUGGUUCCUGCGGGGCGUGAGAAGGGGUGCGUGUGGGUGUUGUCCAGUUGGUGUGUGUGUGUGCGUGUCACGUACCACAGCGUGAGUGCGAAGUGUUCAGCGGGGAAGUCGUCGAUGGAUCGUGUGAUGAAGCUCGACAGCACGUCGGGGUCGUUCAUGUCAAUCUGAUUGACCAGGACCACAUACACACGCACACACACACACACACACGCACAGGGCACAUCACAUGAAUGCGAUACACGUGCACGAACAAGAAGCACUUGGUUUCCCUUGAGGUCUCACCUCUCCAUGGUCGCGCAGCAGGAGCCAUUCGAACUGGUUGCUCUCGCCGUUCCACACCAUCAGCAGCUCAUAGGCCCGCUCAAACUGCAGACGGAUGUCGCGCUGCGGGGUCGAGUCUGUCAGGCCGGACAAGGGGCAGGCGUGGACGCGGCCGAUGGGGCUGUUGGUGUGCCCCUGGGCACGGUCGAUGAGCACCACCAAUGUCAGCUGGCCCUCGAACAGCGGCCGGCGCAUCUCCUUGAGGUCCCAUAGUGCCGACAUCUCGAGGUUGUUGUCUGCGUGCAUGAACACGAGGUGCGUCCAGUGGGACUUUUUGUAGCUGCCGCCCUUGGUCCGCUUCAUGAGGGUGCCGCACACGCCACUCUCGGGCACACUCUCCUUGACCGAAGGCGGCUGCUCGUCCUCGGUGCUGCUCGCCACAAGUGUCGCCUCCUCCUCCCCUCGCUCUGUCGCGUCACUCUCUUGUUGCUGCUGGUCCUCCUCUGGCUGUUGUGUCUGUUGCUCGACUCCAUCCUCCCUCUCUCCGUCUUGCUGCCCCCCAUCAUCUGGCGGCGCCCCCUGGCUGUUGUUGGCAUCGCACCUGCCGGUGCCGUCGGUGUAGACAGGAACGAACACCCGUCCCUCGUCGCAGCUGAAACAGUUGUCGUCGGCCUUUGGGCAGCAGUCCUUUCUGCAGGUCAUGCAGGUGGGGUGGCAGUGGCCGGGCAUCUCCUCCUCGCUCGUCUUGGGCGUGCAGAUGCCAGUGCCGUCCGUGUACUGGAUGGCCAGAAUGGACCCCUCGGGACACGACAGGCAGUUGUCGUACUUGCCCCUGCAGCAGUCGGCCCUGCACGUAUCGCAUGACUCGUGGCAGUGGCCGGGCUUCUUGGCGUUGGAGGUCGACGGGGUGGGCUCGUGGUCAGACGCACUCGACAGCUGCUCGUCGCAAUGGUCCCAGUAGCCCAGGAAGUUGCUUUGGCAACGACACGACCCCUUGCCGCAGUGAAACUCGUCCACGUAGCACCUGACAGAGCAAAGGGACGCACAAGUCAAUUAGCCACCGAUCUGCGUUGCUGUCCGGUGUCUGCCUGGGUGUCGGUACCAACCAUGGCUUCUCCUCGAGCAGCGACGGCGCGCAUGGGUUGCCGAACAAACGCGGAGCACAGGGACACCCUGACACGCACACCGAGCAUCUCUCUGUGCCCUUGUGCACCAUGCAGUGCGCUCACGCCUUCUCACCUGAGUUGCUCUCGAGGGCUGCGAUCUCUCGCAGCAGGACCAGCACAGCGGUGAGGGCCACCAAGCGCCACGACCACCGAGGCGCCAUCGCUGGCACCUUUGAUGAUGAGGCAGGGCGCCCUCCCGCUAUCGUCUCCAACUAUCCAGCGCAGCGAGAUCAGGAUUCAGAACAGGACCGCGGCUGACGGCAGGGCAUUGCCGAAAAUAUCAGGCUGGAAGUCCCGGCAAUACAGCUGGCAAAACACGCG
Vitrella brassicaformis is the source of this 6806-nucleotide messenger RNA. Lineage: Eukaryota; Vitrellaceae. The record is from the annotation of a GenBank genome assembly.